ACGCGCGGCCUUUAUACGUAUGUAUGUAUGUACGUACGUGUGCUUCACAUACAGGCGCGCGCGCACACACCCAUCUCGCACACAUACACACGCCGCGGGCCGUUGCGUCUUUACGUGCGCGGUGAGAACGCGGGCUUGACACCAAGUCGCAAUUAGAGUUGGUAAACUGGUCGGGCUCGUCGCGCGCGUCGUCGAGUGGAAGGUCGAGUGCGUCGUCGGGUGUUGUGGGACAGAUUCCUGCGAGAUAUAUCGACGACGAGUGUCAUCCGGAGAGCGGAGAGGUGAUCGCGAUCGGGAUCUCGACAGUGACCGUGAUACUGCGUAUCAGCGAAAAAGAAACGACAAUGUCCGUGAUUAUGGAUUGUUAUCGUCAGUAGCGGGCGCUACGCGUGAGGCUGUGUGUAUUUUGUGUGCUCUUCACGGCAUACGCAUAUAAUAUCGCCCUCUUUCUCGCUCUUGGAAGGACAGGCCUGACGUGUACUGUCAAUUCGGGGACAAACAACGCUAAAGUUGCCCUCCUCCCGCCGCCACUGCUGGCUGUGUUGCAUUGCGUUCGUGCGUGUGUGCGUCGUUCGCUCGCUCCACUCUUUUUUUCGCGCCUUUGGCCUUCGCCGGGAAGACGAUAACUCUUUCCCCGAACUUCGUCUCGCCAGCAAAGGCGAACGCACCUUUGUUUAUCGGUGGGAUUCGUCGCGUCGCGUCAUCGCGUCGUCGCUCAGUAUCUCUCGCUGUCUCUUUCGCGUCGGUCUCUCUUUCUCUUUCACUCUUUCGGUGCUAUAAGUAGCGAGCCAGCGCGCACGUAGGACGGUAUAUACUCGCCCGCGACACCUCGACGAGCGGAGGACCUUGACUCUCGCGCUUCACCAAGCCUGUACUGGAACUCGAUCACCUUCCCCCCAAAUCCCUUAACCAGCUAUCUGUAAUGUGCAAGUACAGCAAGGAGGCCGGGAAGACCACUACGUCGACAAUUAAUCUCGUGCACUCGAAGAGGAAAGGAAUUUUCAUACACCCGAGAGAAAUGCUCAGCAACUAUCCAACGAGUUCGCGAGGUCAAAGAAAAAGCUGCUUCCUGACGUUUCGCCUGUACUGAACGGCGUCUGGGAACUCGGAGUAAACGUAUUAUCUAGAUUCGCCUGGACGGCGAGGCCCCUAACGGGAUGUUGACGUUGUAAGUCGGGUAGGCCGCAACCUACACGGUGUGAGAACCACCGACCCAACGUAAAGCUUUCAAAGCUCUUCAAAAUAGAAGCUACAGGAGUUUCCUCGCGUAAUCAGAAAGAGAGAUCGCAGCAACCAGGAUGAAGUUGUUGGAGAACACACAUUUGGAAGCUAUAAACAGUGCCUUGUCCAUCAAGACCGGAGAUAGCAGGAUAAUCGGGAGGAUUGAGAGUUACUCUUGCAAGAUGACAGCCAACGACAAGCAGAUGUAUAAACGGUACAAUGCAGAGCAGGGAGGCACGCCACAUGAUCUCCAAGCUCUAUCUCCACCACAGACGUCUCUGGGAACAUCUCCGGCUCAGGGUUGCUUGAGCCGUAGCGUUUCUGGCGACGAAGAAGGUCCACUGUGCGACACGAUCAGCAGGAAAACAUUGUUUUAUCUAAUCGCCACGUUGAAUUCAACUUUUAAUCCGGACUACGAUUUCUCGGAUGCCAAGAGUCACGAGUUCAGCAAAGAGCCCAGCCUGCAAUGGGUGAUGAACGCAGUGGACGGUAAUCUCAACGCCACCGCGGGCGAACACUACCGUUCGUUACGUUCUGCUCUUUGGGCGGCUGUUGAUAAAGAGAUCUCGUUGCAGGGGUGUGAUAUUUACAGUUACAAUCCGGACUUCGCAUCAGAUCCUUUCGGAGAAGACGGAUGCCUGUGGUCUUUCAAUUAUUUCUUCUAUAACAAAAAGCUGAAGCGUAUCGUUUUUUUCACGUGCAGAGCGAUAAACCCUCUUUACGUGCUGGAUUCCGGAGUUGGUAGCGACUUCGCCAUGGAUGAAGAUGACGAAGAUAUCUAUUAAAUUAUCUUCACAAGGGUGUGCACAUAACAAUACACGUACAUGAAUUCAUGUUUGCAAUUCUUAGUCUUCAAACUUUGAAUCUUCGUACUACUCUGAUUUUGCAUUACAAAUUAGUUAGGAAUUAUUUUGAAUACCGUUUUAGAAUUUCUGUGUUUGACAAUCAUCGCUAAUAGUAACACUAUGCGACAAAAAUCUUAUAAGCCCGUUCUACAUUAAUCGCAAGUAGCCAGUUGCGACUUGCGACAGCCAAUGAACGCCUAGUUUCUAGUUAAAGCUCGACAGUCAUUGGCUGUCGCAAGUCGCAACUGGCUGCUUGCGAUUAAUGUAGAACGGGCUUUAGAUGGUAAAAGUCUUACUUUCAUAGUUUAUUAAGUGACAUUGAUCUUGAAUAACUUUUAACGAAACUCUCGCGAGGAUUAAUAAUUUUUGUAGGAGUAGAUUACCUAUAUAUAUGUAUACUAUAUUCUAUAUUAUCUCUAUGAAAAAAUUUAUUAGAGCAAGCUAUAAGGAUUCUUCUCUGUCUCUUCGUGAUGUGAUUACGUUCUUACUCUUGAUAUAAUAUUAAACAUAUAUUUUGAAGGCAAAUUGUACGUAAUAAAGUCCAAUAAUAACUGUUAUAUGCAAUA
Monomorium pharaonis (pharaoh ant) is the source of this 2632-nucleotide messenger RNA. It is a transcript of the gene Maf1, whose product is annotated as repressor of RNA polymerase III transcription MAF1 homolog. The record is from RefSeq and is a predicted model, not a curated record. Gene Ontology annotation, molecular function: RNA polymerase III core binding. The coding region runs from base 1299 to 2006 and encodes 235 amino acids. NCBI's taxonomy places the organism in Eukaryota, Metazoa, Arthropoda, Insecta, Hymenoptera, Formicidae. The transcript has 5 exons. Gene Ontology annotation, biological process: negative regulation of transcription by RNA polymerase III. Gene Ontology annotation, cellular component: nucleus.